Molecule: messenger RNA, 750 nt
Organism: Ylistrum balloti
Lineage: Eukaryota; Metazoa; Mollusca; Bivalvia; Pectinida; Pectinidae
Exons: 1
Coding region: 1-750 (249 amino acids)
Source: RefSeq, a predicted model, not a curated record
AUGGUUGCUCGACUCCCCAUGGAUAAAUUAGAGAAAAGGCGGGAUUGUGUGAAGUUGUUUUCUAGAUGCCGCAAAGUCACUCUUAAGGAACUCCAGUCACUGAUAGACUUGCUUAACUUUGCUUGUAGGGUUGUUUUGCCAGGUCGCCCUUUUUUGCGUCGAUUGAUUGAUCUAACUUGUGGCUUAACAAAACCACAUCAUCACAGGAGGCUGAACAAAGAGGCUCGGGCUGAUUUAGCCGCUUGGGGACUAUUUUUGGACUAUUUUAACGGCACAUCCAUGUUUUUAUCUGAUAAGUGGGAAACAUCAGCACAUUUACAGUUUUACACUGAUGCGAGUAAUGUGGGUUUUGGCGGAAUUUUUCAAACAGCCUGGAUGUAUGGGAAAUGGCCAUCUGAACGGGAAUCUUUCCACAUAACUGUUAAAGAAUUUUUUGCUGUAGUUCUCGCGUUGGAAAUUUGGGGCCCCUCCCUCUUGAACCGCUGUAUCAUCUUUCAUUGUGAUAAUCAUGCUGUGGUAGACAUUAUCAACAAACAAACCAGUAAAGACAAAAUCCUCAUGAGACUAGUUCGGCGUUUUGUAGUGACAGCAUUAAAACUGAAUAUUUUAUGUACUUCGCAACAUAUACCUGGUAAGUGCAAUACCUUAAGUGACCAUCUGUCUCGUUUACAGGUGGACUCCUUUCGUCAACUGGCCCUACAUAUGGAGGCACACCCAACUUCCAUUCCACCCCAGUUCAUGUACGUUUGA